AUGCAACACCUAAAAAUCCUGAUUGUGGCGAUGUUUGUGAUGUUUAUGACGAUUUCUCUCAAUAAAUUUGAGUUUUAUGAAAAGGUUAGUGUUUUAUUAAUAAUAAAUCAAUAAUGGAUCAAUUCAUUUGAAGAAAAAAUGAAUUUCGCGACAUUUUUUGUCGCGAAAUUGCAAUUCGUGAAACGACACGAAAUAAACACAAAAAUAAAGGAGAAACAUUAAAGGGACACGUAAGCGCUGCAAGACCCAACACACGAAAAAAGAAUUUCCUCUUUUAUUUUAUUAAUUUCGUGUCGUUUCGCGAAUUGCAAUUUCGCGACAAAAAAUGUCGCGAAAUUCAUUUUUUCUUCGGAUGAAUUGAUCCAUAAUAUUUGAAUAUUUUUGCAGACUGAACCUCGAAAAUAUUUGACAAUUGAUUUCAAAACUUUUGAUGAAAAUGGAUUGGGAGAUAUUUUGUUUGAAGUGUUGGCUUUGUAUGGAAUUGCGAAGCGAAACAAUCGAAUUCCGUUUAUUGAAACUUCGAGACAAUUUAUUGUUGAAAAACGACUAAACAACACUUUCCCUGGAAUUUUGGCCAAACUUCAUAAAAUGGAAAGUAAUAUCGAUGAAAGAAUUGAGAUAAUUCCAUUUCAAACAACUUGCUGUUCUUAUAUCAAACAACGUUUCAACAAUUCGAUUGAUUUUUUGAAAUUGGAUGGAAUGUUUUUUCAAAGUUUCAAAUAUUUUGAUGAAUUUCGUGAUGAAAUUCGAGAUUUAUUGAUUCCUCCAAAGAAAUACAUGGAAAUUGCACAAUCUUAUAUGAAAUCAGAGGAUUUCGAAUCAUUUAAUAUUUGUGCUCAUAUUGAAAAUAAAGAUAUGACUGAUAUUCGACAUGAUUCAACAAAUUCAACUUUUAUUAUUGGAGCAUUGAAUUUAUUGAUUGAUACAUAUAAAUGUGAACAUGAAAAUAUUUCAAUUAUUUUAAUCGGAAAUGAUGAAGAUUUUGCAACAACUGAAAUUGUUUCGAAAAUGGAAAUAAAUAUGAAAAUUCUUCCAAAAUCGGAUCCGGAAAUAUAUUUAGCAUUUUCGAGAAAAUAUUGUGAUGUUGUUUUGAUUUCUGCACCAUCUUCAACAUUUGGCUGGUGGUUUGGAUAUUUAUCAAAAACUGGAAAUGCUGUGUAUUAUCAGGAUAUAAAACAAACAAACGAUAAGAUUGCUAAAAUUAUGAUUCAACAAGAUUUUUAUCCAAAUUAUUGGAUUAAAUUGAAAACUGAUCAAUUGACUGCAAAAGUUCGUCGUUAUUGA
Molecule: messenger RNA, 1284 nt
Organism: Caenorhabditis angaria
Lineage: Eukaryota; Metazoa; Nematoda; Chromadorea; Rhabditida; Rhabditidae
Source: the annotation of a GenBank genome assembly